Messenger RNA from Aspergillus welwitschiae, 591 nucleotides. RefSeq names its product U6 snRNA-associated Sm-like protein LSm1. Gene Ontology annotation, cellular component: Lsm1-7-Pat1 complex; P-body. The record is from RefSeq and is a predicted model, not a curated record. Gene Ontology annotation, molecular function: RNA cap binding. Gene Ontology annotation, biological process: deadenylation-dependent decapping of nuclear-transcribed mRNA. Lineage: Eukaryota; Fungi; Ascomycota; Eurotiomycetes; Eurotiales; Aspergillaceae. The transcript has 4 exons. Bases 1 to 591 code for a protein of 196 amino acids.
AUGCAAUGGCUACCUGCCUUUCCACAUACACCGACCUUCUGCUUUAUGCCCGCCUCUGACAUAAAUAUGGAACGCCUUCCAAUGAAUGAGAACCCCGCCGGUGCCCACCAUGGCAAUGCGCCGCAGGGCUUUCCCCCGCAGAACAACACGCUCGGACCCAUGUCGCAAGGUCCCCCGCAAUUACCGCCGCAGAUGUUCACCACCGCUGCUCAGCUGUUGGAUUUGACAGAUAAGAAGCUAGUUCUAGUCCUUCGAGACGGGCGGAAGUUGAUCGGAGUUCUGAGAAGCUGGGAUCAGUUCGCAAACCUUGUCCUUCAGGAUACCAUUGAACGUCUAUAUGCCGGCAACCUCUACGCCGAUAUCCCGCGCGGUAUAUUUCUCGUUCGGGGUGAAAAUGUCUUGCUUCUGGGUGAAAUCGAUCUCGACAAAGAAGAUGACAUUCCCCCUCAUAUCCAGCGCGCGUCGUUCCAGGAAGUGUUUGAGCUGAAGAAGAAGGAAGACGGUGCUCGAAAAGUUGGCGACAAGAAGCGCCAUGGAAAGCUACAGACGCUGGGCUUUGAGCCGGAGCAUAGCGGAGAGAUACUGUUUUAG